GAUAAUAUAAGUUCAUCCGAAUGGAAUAUAAAAGAGUACUUCUAUAUAAAAGUAUUUCUUAUAAAAUGAACCGUAUUUCCAUCUUUUAAAAUGAUGAACUUAUCAUUCGUUUCAACUAAAACAACAUGCCCAUUAUCAAACCAUUUACAUAAAUAUGUAUAUGCAUGUACAUAUUUGAAGUAUAAAAUUUAGUUAGAGGGUUAGAAAAUGCGACGAAGAAAAGCGAACGAGCAAAUUAAAUAAAUAGCACAACGAACACCCUACUAAAAAAGACAAGCAGACACAUGAAGAGUGUGUGUAUACUUCUCUUAUUAUUUCUUUUUUUUUAUAUCGAGUGGCACACCAAAGCCAUAAUAUACGCAAAUUUUUAUGUGUCUACUUGGUACAUUGGCGAAACUGUGGCGCAGUAGCAAAACAGCUUCGCAACUGAACGUACAUCAUUUCACUUUAGUCGUGCGGCUGCUAUUCGAAUACCGCUCGCGCGCGAUAUAUAAAAACGGUUCGAUUAUGGCAUCGACAUAAAACAUUUUCAGUUUUGCUUCGAAGGCAAAUCAUUUCGUUAAUAAUAUUCAACUGAACUUGAAAGUGAGAAAAACACCAGAUCCGAAUUUUUGAAGGAUUUUCGCAUGAUAAAUGAAGAAGAUACAAAAUUUUUGUUUCUUUUUUUUAUUGUUAUAGAUACAUGACAAAAACAUUAAAUGAAAAUUACAUUCAAAUUGAAUAUAGAUUGUAAAUAUAAUAUAAACGAAAAGUGAAGUGUGUAUCGUGUCUGUUAACCGCCGAUUUUAUUCAACAACAUCCAUUGAUCCAAGUAAAUUAAAUUAAAUGGUAUAUUCAUCGUGUGCUGUAACAUUGUUUUGCGAUGUUGUUGUUUUUUUUUUAACACAGAAAAAGCGAAAAGAAAGAAAGAGUGUAAAUGGGUUUCGAAGGCGCCUUCGAAACAUAAUCGUGACUAUCUUAGUUUGCAUCGAACUGAACGUGAAUGUAAAACGAACAGAGAAUCGGAUCGGAAGAAUUUAUUUUAUCAGCUACGCUGUCGUUGUCUUGAUAAUGAGGCAUAUAAUCGCAUAUUUACGUCCUCCACUUCAAUUCGUCAUCGUUGAUUUAUUACAAAUGUUGUCCGCCAUAAAUAAGCAUUUCGAUUUGCCGCAACUAUAUUAUUAGAUUACUAUCUUGAUAUGAGUAUCAUCGAAUGAAAUAACUCAAGUGCAAAAAGUGGGGUAUUUGUGUGGCGAGAAUAAAUUUGAAUUGUAAUCAUCUGAGCAGCGGUUUGUCUAAAAAAAAGUGUAUAAACAUCAUGCUGUCGAGCUAUCGAUUGAAUCAUAUUUCAAAUGAAGAUUUGCAAGCAGUUACAUUUGUGCCAUAUAAACAUGCAAUAUUUCAAUCUCAUCACCAUCAUCAUCAUCAUAAUCAUCGCCGACAGUCAUGCUGCAGCGUUUUAUUCCCAAUGGCCUUUGAGCGUGCGGCACCAAAGUCAAUUUUAAAUCCGCGAUUCGAUUCCAUUAUCUUAGAAGGUCAAUAUCAAUCGAGCGUUUUUCCACAAAUCCGGCUUAGAUAUCGAUACGCAUUGAUUUACGUGAUUUUAAGUACAUUGAUAUGGCUGGGAUAUCAUUUGUCUGUGUUAGAUACGUCGGUUGCACGGAUGCAGCUAAUCACACUGUAUGCGUCAUACGUUAUGGUCCUAUUGACAUCGAUUCUACUGUAUUUUUUGACCUACACAAAAUUUUAUCGUGUUCACACAACGUUCGUUUCAAUAAUAACAACGAUUAUAUUGUGCGGCACAUCGCUAACACUUCUCAAAUUUACGUCCAUUGAACUGUUUAGUCCGCUGGGUCAUUUUAGCAUGUGUAUCGAGAUAAUUUUACUAAUUUACACAAUGAUCCCAUUUCGUCUGUGGCAAAAUUGUUUAUUGGCCGCAAUUUAUUCAAUUCUUUUUGAAAUUGGAUCGUUCCGAUCGAAUGACAUCAGCACAUCAGUUACCUACAAAAUAAUUGUAAUGAGACUGAUGCUACAUCUAUGCGUGCAUCUCAUUGGACUCCAUAUUUUAAUUAUGAACGUUGUACGAAUGCGCGGCACAUUCAUUGAGGUUGGACAAAAUCUGCUCGUUAAGAGGCAACUUGAGAUGGAAAAACAGUUGAAAGAGAAAAUGAUACACAGUGUUAUGCCACCGAGAGUUGCAGACAUGCUGUUGAAAGAACGCAGCAGCGGAGAUCAAGCAAUGUUUGGACCAACAAAUGUUAAAUGUUUAUUUCGUCCAUUUCACAUGGCAAGCAUGGACAAUGUGAGCAUUUUGUUUGCGGACAUCGUGGGAUUCACAAAAAUGUCUUCGAAAAAGACAGCCGAACAACUUGUUGAAAUUUUGAAUGACCUUUUCGAGAGAUUUGACGACUUAUGUAUUCUGAAUGGUUGUGAGAAGAUUUCAACCCUCGGCGAUUGCUAUUAUUGUGUGGCGGGCUGUCCGGAACCGAGAGCUGAUCAUGCAAUUUGCACUGUUGAAAUGGGUUUGGGAAUGAUUGCGGCUAUGCGUUUGUUUGAUACCAAACGACAUGAAGGCGUAACAAUGAGAGUAGGCAUACACACUGGUUCGGUUUUAUGCGGUAUUGUCGGAACGCAACGUGUAAAAUUCGAUGUGUGGAGCAAUGAUGUCUCGUUUGCAAAUAGAAUGGAAUCAACUGGAAGACCCGGACAAAUCCACAUCUCAGAGAAAACAUAUGCAUUUUUAGAAAACAAAUACAUCUCCGAGCCCGGAGAAGAGGUUGAAGGUUUAAAGACGUAUUACAUAAUACGGCGAAAAUCAACAAAAUCUUAUGAGCAUCUACGACCAAAUGAUCUAAAUUUAAGUAGUAUUCCAAUGUCAAAGAAUGGUGAAACGAGUAACGCUCCAAAGUUAAUAUCCCAAAGUGCGACCAAUUUGGCUGUUCGCCAUGAUUCAAUCUCACCGUCGGCACUAUCAACGGGAGCAGCUACAUCCCCAGCGGCGACGGCAAACCGAUGUCGAUCAACAACGCUCAAUAAAUUAACACGUUGCCUUCGUUCCAGUGUGGUGAACUCCGGUGGUAACGCUACCAUUCAAGCCAAAGACCAAUCAAAUCAGCUGCAGCUGUCACAGCCGCAGUCGCAGCAACAACAAAAACCACCUCAAAUAUUUGUGUCGACUAAAUCGCUUCCAGAAAGUUUAACUUCCACAAAUCCAUCCAUUUUGAAUUGUUGUCCAAAUUCACUCACCCCAAACAGUAGACCAUCACCAUCAUCUGGUAACGAUACGUAUACGGAAAAUUCAAAAAUCGGUGAUUCAACAAUAAUGACCGCAUCCGAUUCAGUUCCAAAUAAUAAAUCGAUGCGUCAAUGGAAACUUCCGAAAUAUUUGCGUAAAUUUGAUAGUCGCAAUAAUAACAAUGACAUAAAAUGUGAUAAAGAUUGUGUGAUGAAUGACGGCAUAGUCGAUGAAACACGUAUCGAUAAUAACGAUCAGUCGUCAUACCAGUUGCUGCCCAUUAUUAUUCAGAAAGCAAAUACCGAAACGUCAUUGAGUGCCAUUGAUCAAAAUGUAAGCAGCAAUGGAAAUUGUUUUGAUCAUGAACAUAUGAGAAUCGAACGAACGGCAAGCUGUUCGCCCAGUCCACGAUCGAAUACACACCUAAAUACAGAUGUUAUUGAUGUUCGAUCGUACAUUUCUCAAUCGAGAAGUGACACCAUUUAUGACAUAACACCAUUUUACCCGGAACGUGCUGAUUCAUGUAAAUAUCGAACACAUCGUUCGUACUAUGGUGAUGUGUCACCGAUGCGUCGGCCACGAUCGAAAACGGUAGCGGGUCAAGAACAUUUGAGUAGUAAACUUAGUCAUGAGGCGUCGAUCAAUGAGCUACGCGUUCCAAAUGCACGUAUUCGGAAACAUUCUCAUUAUUGUAAUUCAACAUCGAAUAAUCUACAAUUACCAGAAAUACCGCCAAAUCACACAUCCAUUUCACAAGAACGUUUAUCGACCGGAGAUAUUGGUUCGUGGGUUACAAAUAUAUCAGACGAUCCCACAUCGGGCGAACAAUCAUCAGCAAUUGUGAUACCGGCAAACGAUGAAAUUCACAUGGAUCCGCUGAGAAAGCAAAGUGAUUUGCAGCUCGUUAAAUGUGUAAAAGAAAACGCAAAGUCACAACAAAACUAUUUGGUAACACCGCCAAUUUCAAAAUGUUCGUUAUUCUUUUUGUCACCGCUGAUGGAAAAGGAAUUUCGAGACGAAGCGCAUCAGUUGAACAAAACAAACGGACCACUUACAAUCGCAUUUCCAAUUUAUAACACGUAUUUUGACAUUUUUAUCGGCAUCAUUAUAUUCGCAACGGUGUCCAUUGCCAUGUUCUUGCUUUCAGCCUCCGAAAGGUUCAAUAACACUGCAUUGCAAUGGCUUUGGCUAUUCUUGUUUGCAUCUUUUUCUCUCAUUGAAUUGCUAGUUUUAACUCUAUUUACUCGGCGAUUGUUUCGAAAUCGUGGAAAGUCAUUUGGGCAACAGCAUAAAUCGCAAGGUACCGAGUUGCAAACAAAUGAUGAACGAAAGCAACACACUUCUGAUGCACUGAAUACCGGACAAACCAUGUCCAAUACGGUUACAACAUCGAAUAUAACAAUUGAUUCAAUCGCUGACCACGAAUCUUUGAACGGUGACCGAAAUUUUGAAGACAAAAUUAUCAAUUCGAUUUCAAAAUGGUAUCGCUGGCACAUAUCGCUUGGAAUUUUAAUGUCGUUGCCGGCCAUUUUAACACUUGUACAUUUUCUCAUUUCGAGUAUGUCAAAUGAUGCGUCCGUAUUUGGAUGUCAUUAUGGUUUUUUAAUGCUCAUUUCAAUCGUGCACUUUUGCAAUUUCACACAAUUGAAUUGUUGGAUGCGAAAUUUAAUGGCAGUUGUUGUGGCGCUUGCAUUUAUUGGUGGAAUAUCGAUGAAUCAAGUUGAAUGGUCGUCCGAUGCUGGUAUGCAAUUCGAAGUGCAAAAUACAAGCCUCUCACCGCCCAUGUUGAUUCUAUCUGAUGGAUCGAUGAGGAAUAGAAAUGAAAGCAAUGGCAGCUCGUUCGUGAAUCAAACGCAAGCAUUUUAUGAUCGAAAGAAGCCACAUUGUUUUGAAAAGAAAAUUGAUUUGGAAAUCUAUUUGGAUUUGACAUUGGUAUUAAUUCUCGUUUGGUUUUUGAAUCGAGAAUUUGAGAUAUUUUAUCGUUUUGCAUUUUAUAGCAGUUCCAUUGCUGAGAAAGAUAAGGUUCGUGUUCAGCAAAUGAAAAACCAAGCCGAUCUCUUGUUGCAAAACAUAAUCCCAAGGCAUGUGGCCGAUCAUUUGAAGAAUACCACCAAAUAUUCGGAAAAUCAUAAAAAUGUUGGCAUCAUUUUUGCAUCGUUAAUCAAUUUCAACGAGCUGUAUGACGAAUCAUACUUGGGCGGUCGUGAAUAUUUAAGAGUACUCAAUGAACUGAUUGGCGAUUUUGAUGAGUUAUUAAGCCGACCCGAAUUUGCGAGUGUUGAAAAAAUCAAAACAAUUGGAAGCACAUUUAUGGCCGCAAGUGGCUUAGACGAUAGUUUACGCGAUCAAAAUAGUAACGGUCACAUUAAUGCUUUGAUGGAAUUCGCAUUGGCGAUGCAAGAAGUUGUCGCCGCUUUUAAUAAAGAUUUGCUAGAAUUUGAUUUAAUACUUCGCAUUGGGUUUAAUGUCGGUGACGUAACGGCCGGCGUUAUUGGGACGCGAAUGCUUCAUUUUGAUAUUUGGGGCGACGCGGUCAAUGUUAGCUCAAGAAUGGAUAGCACUGGAGUGGCCGGACAAAUACAAAUUGGAAAAGAUUGCAUCCCAUUUUUGGAUGACCAAUUGUACGAAUUUGAACCGCGCGGAAGUGUUUUUGUGAAAGGAAAAGAUAAUAUGGAAGUGUAUUUAGUUAGGCGUAAAAGACAUUGAAUACAAUGUCCACUUUUGGCAGAAGUGCCAUGAAGGUGGUGGUCGCCAGAUACAGAGACGUCUACAGGAUUUCGUCCAGCGGGGAGAGGCAAGGCAAAUGAAAAACGAGGACAAUUUUCCUCACCAUAAAGUUCUAGCAAAUUGAGAAAAAUUUCGACGAAAAUCUCUGCCCUCUCCUGUGGACGCCCCUGGCCAGAUACCAUUUGAAAUUCGAAAUACCAGUGCAAAAAAACAUAUGCCAGAUUCAAUUUUAUGCAUGAAUUAUUCGCUGAAUUUUCUCUUACAUCUUCUACUUUUUUCAUUUUCAAUUGCACCUGAUGAAAUCUCAAUGAUAUUUUAAAACAAUAUUAACGAAACUCUAAGUCGAAUUUAAAGACAACAAUUAAUUCCAAGUACUCACACAAUUUUGCAAUAAAUAUAACCAAAAUGAGCAUAAAUCUUGUGUCCUUCAAUAUGAAAGGCUACAGAUAUAACUGUUUUUUUGAAUGUCUUUGUAGUCAAUGUAAAUGUGCUUACAUAUAUAUAUUUUUUUGUCAUUUUAAGGACGUUUAACUUUUCUUUGUCAUAGCUACUGCCCACAAGAUAAAAACGCGAUAAAAUAGGUGUAAUUUUUAGACAAAAAAACCGUAGACUUUAUUUCUGUAUAAGUUGCAAUGUGAAGCGCUUACUUUCUGUUAACGAAUCUGAAUAUUUUUAUUUUUAAUUUAUUGAUUAAUAUAUUGACCUGCUUGAGCAGGGAACCCCAGAUUAGCAAAUGAAAUUUAAAUAUUAUUUUUGCAAAUUCAUGUAUAAGCGAUGUAGAGAGGAGAGAAGAUCAAGUUUAUCAUGUUAAAUUUUAUAAAAUAUGUUUUUAACAUAGCGAAAUCUUUUAUAUUAUAUACUAAAUGUGAUACAAAAUGAUUACAACCGUAAAUUUUAUUGCUAAAUGAAAUGUAUGCCUGAGA
Molecule: messenger RNA, 6864 nt
Organism: Contarinia nasturtii (swede midge)
Lineage: Eukaryota; Metazoa; Arthropoda; Insecta; Diptera; Cecidomyiidae
Gene: Ac13E
Product: adenylate cyclase type 9
Exons: 9
Coding region: 1298-5920 (1540 amino acids)
Biological process (GO): intracellular signal transduction; adenylate cyclase-activating G protein-coupled receptor signaling pathway; cyclic nucleotide biosynthetic process
Molecular function (GO): adenylate cyclase activity
Source: RefSeq, a predicted model, not a curated record